GCCAAGAGAGAUGUCAUCUUAUCCUCUCCCAUCUGCCUUGGACACGGCAAUAUGGGGAGGAAAUUGUGUGUUAUUCCCCCUCAGGCUGCUGUCGGGGGUGAGGAGCAGGGGGACAGCAGGUAUAAGAGGCAGGUGUGGCCAAAGGAAGGCAGAUGGCCGCAUGGACUCCAGACGCUGCUGCUGCGGCCGGUAACAGACUGGGGCCGCGCUGAAGGAGCAGGGGGCCGGGAUGAAGGAGACCAGAGCGUCACGGAGGAAGACAGUGGAGCCCGCCCACCGCAGGAUGCCCAGACCCCCGGGGCACUCUUGCGCUCCCUGCUCCAGGCCAUACAGAGACCCAGCCGGAGUCCAGCCUUCCUGAUUCAGCCCCAGAGGUUUGGCAGAAACACCCGGGGCUCCUGGAGCAACGAAGGGCUGAGCUCCCCAUUCUGGAGCCUAGCUGCCCCUCAGCGCUUUGGGAGGAAGUGACAUGCCGUCCUUUGAUGUUUGCAUGCAAGGCCCACACCCAAAAGUGCCAUGUGUCCCCCCAAUAAAGCUG
Balaenoptera musculus (blue whale) is the source of this 538-nucleotide messenger RNA. RefSeq names its product neuropeptide FF-amide peptide precursor (gene NPFF). Gene Ontology annotation, molecular function: G protein-coupled receptor binding; neuropeptide hormone activity. The record is from RefSeq and is a predicted model, not a curated record. Gene Ontology annotation, cellular component: dendrite; perikaryon; axon terminus. The coding region runs from base 52 to 468 and encodes 138 amino acids. The transcript is spliced from 4 exons. Lineage: Eukaryota; Metazoa; Chordata; Mammalia; Artiodactyla; Balaenopteridae. Gene Ontology annotation, biological process: excitatory postsynaptic potential.